This is a messenger RNA of Salvelinus fontinalis (brook trout), 2228 nucleotides long. RefSeq names its product zinc finger protein 852-like. The record is from RefSeq and is a predicted model, not a curated record. NCBI's taxonomy places the organism in Eukaryota, Metazoa, Chordata, Actinopteri, Salmoniformes, Salmonidae. Gene Ontology annotation, molecular function: DNA-binding transcription factor activity; RNA polymerase II cis-regulatory region sequence-specific DNA binding. Bases 256 to 1605 code for a protein of 449 amino acids. Gene Ontology annotation, biological process: regulation of transcription by RNA polymerase II. The transcript has 4 exons.
UCUGCGUUACCCACUCCAGCCAGCUGAUGGCGAUAUGAGUCUUUCAGGUGAUGCUUCUUGCGUGACGUGUAUUCUAGUGGACGGGACAGGAUGCUUCUUCAACUGCGACAAAAGGCUUCUGAUUCAAUCAACGUGGUGGUUUGCUAGCUGGCUCAUAAUUAUGUUUACGUAUCUACUCGUUCAUUUAAACGUAAUUUGAGUCUUAGAUUAGCAAAUGUGUUAAAUUGAUACUGCACUAGGAUAAUCGCCCGGACCAUGAGCUCACUAAACUCGACGGAGAAAGAAGCUCUGAUGAAAGGAGAGGGAGAAGCUUUCAGGAUGAUAAAGGAGGAAGAGGAGGCUAUCACAUUGACAGAAGAGGAUGAUAUUACAGUGAAAGAGGAAGAUGGGAAAGAGGUUGUCAGAGUGGAAGAGGAGGAGGUAGUAACUUUAAGAAUAAAAAAGGAGGAAGAUGCCAUAACAUUGAAAGAAGAGGAAGAACAUUUUGUAGUAAAAGAGGAAGAGGAGGCUAUCUCAAUAAAAGAGGAGGAGAGGGAAUUUCCGAUUACCACCAGAGAGAGACAUGACUAUCGUGGAUCCUCUGGGGAGCCUCAACAACAUCCUGAUGCUGACGAGGCAGAGAAGAAUCUCUCCAGAUCAGAACACCAGAUGGACAACGCUAGCCCUUCCUCCCUCCCGGAGUCCCCGUUUCGUGCCUCUCCCGGUAGCACCUUACUGCUGGGUAUGAAGAGGUUGUCUGUGCUGCUGGUGGACUGCAGGAAAACAACGGGGCUGAGUGGAGCUAUGAGAGGAGGAGAAGAGAAGAAAGGAUCAGAUUUGACUCAUCAAAGAGAAAGACCAGACUCAGAGGAACCAGAGCCAGGGACGUCCAAACCAGCAAGACGACACCAGUGCUCCCACUGUGGAAAGGCUUGUAACCACUUAUGGGAGCUGAAACAACAUGAGAGAAUACACACAGGGGAGAAGCCUUACCACUGCUCCGAGUGUGGAAAGAGUUUUAGCCAUAAAGGAAACCUGAACCAACACGAGAGAAUACACACAGGGGAGAAGCCUUACCACUGCAUCCAGUGUGGAAAGAGUUUUAACCUGUUAGGGUCCCUGAAACGACAUGAGCGAUUACACACAGGGGAGAAGCCAUACCACUGUUCCCAGUGUGGAAAGGGUUGUAACCUCUUAUGGGAGCUUAAACAACAUGAGAGAAUACACACAGGGGAGAAGCCUUUUCACUGCUCGCAGUGUGGAAAAAGUUUUAACCAGAAAGGACACAUGAAAGCUCAUGAGAGAAUACAAACAGGGGAGAAGCCUUACCAGUGCUCCCAGUGUGGAAAGAGUUUUAACAAGUUAAGGAACCUGAAAGUUCAUGAGAUAAUACACACAGGGGAGAAGACUUACCAGUGCUCCCAGUGUGGCAAGUGUUUUAACCAGUUAGGGGCCGUGAAACAACAUGAGAGAAUACACACAGGUGAGAAGCCUUACCACUGCUCCCAGUGUGGAAAGUGUUUCAACCGGUCAGGUGAUCUGAAGAAACACGAGAGAAUACACACAGGGGAGAAGCCUAACACAGCUCCCAUUGUGGAAGGAGUUUUAACCAGAAAAGCAACCUGAACCAACAUGAGAUAAUACACAAAGGGGAGAAGCCUUACCACUCCUCCUGAAAGAACACAUGAGACUGCACACAGAGGAGAAGGCUUACAAAAGCCCAGGCUGUGGGAAAACAUAUUACUCAUAACAGUCACUUAAAGGCCAUUAGAGAAUCCACACAGGAGAGAGAAAUUACUUCUCUUAGCGUGUAUAUUGAUAUUUCACAUCACAUUGACUUAAAAUUCAUCAGAGAACAUACACAGUGCUCCCGUUAACUGAUAUUGUUGACUGAUAAUGUGUUUACCUGUUUUUACCAUAUGAAAUUGCUUCUUCCAAUUAUUGAUAAACAUGUACCUGUUAAGAAACUGACCGUUAGGUAUGUUAGUGCUCCAUGGAUUGAUGAGGAGUUUAAAAACUGUAUGUUUGAAAGAGAUGGGGCAAAAGGAGUGGCUAAUAAGUCUGGAUGCACAUCUGUACUGCAAAUUGAGAAAUUAUGUGACCAAACUCAACAAAAAUAAUAAACUUUAUUAUGAAGCCAAGAUCAAUGAUAGAAAGAAUGAUAGAAAAAGAACUUGGGAAAAAAAAUGAAAGAAAAGCACUGCAAGUAUUGAAUUUUGUCAAGUUAGUGUGGGAGAGGUGGAUAAAUU